Petromyzon marinus (sea lamprey) is the source of this 3567-nucleotide messenger RNA. RefSeq lists its product as uncharacterized. The record is from RefSeq and is a predicted model, not a curated record. NCBI's taxonomy places the organism in Eukaryota, Metazoa, Chordata, Hyperoartia, Petromyzontiformes, Petromyzontidae.
GCGCGAGCCACUUCACGUCCCCCCCCCGCACGUCACCUGUUCCCGGAAGUGAGGUUUCAUUUUUGUUGCCGAGCGUUGGGACGCAUCGGGGACGCGGGCGAGACUUCGUCAACGUGUGGCGGGGUUUACACGUUCACAGGUGGAGCCGGCUGGAACCAUGGGAUCAACCUGGUUCGUGCUACCUUUGGUCUGGGCUGCAAUUGCAGGGCCCGUGGCGGGCGUCAUUGUGAAUACAGCGUCCACGAGCGUGUCCCAGAUGGUUGGGACAGACGCCUUCUUCAGCGUCAGCUUCAGCGGCUCCUCGGGCAGCACAAGGAUAACGUGGACGUUUAACAACCAAAUCGUCGAAUGGCCAUCCAACAACAUAGGCGCUAACACUACUCGGGAGGAGUACAAGGGGCGUAUCGCGAUCUACACCAACGGCUCGCUGCUCCUCCAGCGGGUCACCCUGUCGGACAUCGGAAUGUACAAUGUGGUCAUGGGGGACUUCUCCACGGACGACGGAAAAGCCAACAUCACGCUGGGCGUCUAUGAGGUCAUCGCCAACGCGACGCUGCAACUGCUUCCGCCCUCGCCGCCCAAACUUGGCGGCAGCGCCACCCUGCGGUGCUCGGCAGCGAGCGUCGCCAGCGGCGCCGGCCUCGUGUUCUCCUUCUAUAAGUAUGGCGACCUCCUCGCCACGCUCGCGCCCGCUGCCGCGAGCCCCGACCACGCGGACUACACCAUCGGCAACUUGACAUUCAGCCACCGCGGCAGUUACUCGUGCCGUGCGGUGAACCCAGUGAGCAAUAGGACGAGCGCGCCCGUGCUGCUGGAGCUCGAAUGCGCGACGACCAGCGGCGUGGCGUCCCUGACCGUGCCCAGCACCUCUAUUAUCUCGACGCCUGGCCUCGACUCCACGCUGUCCUUGAGCUAUGCCUUCUUCGGCAAGGCCAACGUCUCGUGGACGUUCGGCGUGCAGACGGUGGCGAGCUGGAUCCUGCCGGGGAGCGGAGCGGAGCCGCAGGAGUUUUCCGAAGGAAACAACUACGUCGGUCGGACUGCGGCCUACGCCAAUGGGUCCCUGCGCAUCAAGCUGUCGCAAGUGCAGGACAGGGGGAGCUACAAGUUCACGGCGAUGCCGUGCACGGGACCGCAGUCUAGCGCGUCUAUCGCCCUGACAGAGGACCCGUGGCCUGCGACGCGCUCGGCCAUCAUCGGCGGCGUGGUGGGCGGAGUGGGCGGCCUGCUGCUGCUCCUGCUGCUGCUGCUGCUCAUCCUCAUGUGCCGACGGAAGCGCAAGCAGAAAAAGAGCCCGCCGCCCAAGGCCAACAAGAAGACGAAGGCUCAAGUGGAGACCGUGAGACGCAUGGAGCCACCGCCGGAGCACCAGAGGCCGUGGACGACGGGCGACACCAUGGGCGGACGGAACGGCACGCUCAGCACGUCGUUCCACCCCAACGGGAACGCACACAGCGACACGAUGGGGCAAUCGAACCCGGCCUACAACUCCUACACGCCCGACUUCUCCAGAGGAGCACGCGGCGACGACGACUGGAGAAUGGAUCGCAGCUCAGUGAGACCCCCAAGCGUGGAUGAGAUGUCUCUGCCGGUCGGCGCCGACUUCUCCUACGCCAACCGAUACUCUAACUCCACAAAAUCACAAGAUCCUUUAGACAAUGUUGGGUUCCCGGACUCCCUGUCAGAGCUGGCUAACGUGACAUCAAACCCCAAGUUCCGGGCCAUGACUGCCGUGUGAACGCAGAGUGCGCUGGUCUCACGGCACACACAAUGCUUUGGUCGUUCGCAUUGUACGUGCGUGUGUGCGUGUCCGCGCGCAUGUGCGUGUGCGCACCCACCAAUACCAAAACCCGCCAUUGAGCCACCAAGUCAGUUUAACACCAAUAUCAUCCAUGGUACAGGUUUUUUUGGGUUAAAUCGCGUAAAUAUAUAAAUGUGCCGUUAAACCCACCAACCCCCGACACAGCCAAUUGGUAAGGUUUGUCUCGUAAACAGCAUUUACAAUUUGAAUAUGACGGCUGUAGUAGUAACUAAUUGGCGUGUUGUUUCCUUCACAAACUUUACUGGCCGUGUCGGGUGGUGGAGGGUUACGACACAUUUAUACCUACUGGAUCUAACCCAAAUACCUUUAUUAUGUAUAGUAUUGGUCGCGAAAGCCUACGUGUUAAACGUUUUGUGGGAGACUUAUUUUUUUUAGUUAGAAAAAGAACGGAUAAUACGCUGCAAUUUGAUAACAAAUGUCUGUUAAUAGCCUGAAAAAGGUCAGUCUCCACGAUUGUGAAUGUUGCGGUGCCGUGUGAAUAUCGCGGCGCAUUACGGAACAACAACGGCUUUCUCAGCUGUCGACGAAUUCCAGGUUAAGUUAUACUUCACUUUCCCAUAAGCACAUUGAGUGGCACCCGAGCGUACGCAUAAGGGGGGGAGGGGGGGGGGGUGGUGGAGUGUUUUAUAUUUGGUAUUUUAUUUGUAUUCAAUUCAAAUUAGAUAUUGUAAAAAAAGAAAAAAUCUUGUCGUACUCAGUGUAACAUAUAUCAUCGUUUUGUAUGUUGAUCGCCCAAAGUAAAUCUUUUUUUAACGAUAACUUUUUUUCGUCAAACGAUCUCGGCAACAGAAGUGACGCCAACGUGACGGCGCGCUUCAGACGGGGAAGAAGUACCGGUGUCGCAGGAAGUGACCUCACAGGAAGGAGUGUCACCUCCUGUUACGUCACCUCUUGUGACGUCACUUCCUGUAACAUCGCUUACAGCGACGCCAGAAUGGGAAUGGUGUAUUUAUACUGGAGGAGGAAUCCGAUGCGCUUUAAAGAUCUUUUUCACAGAUGUCCAGUAGGGGGCACGGGGUCGGAUCAUUACGACAACAAACAAUACGAACAAAACACGACAGGAAACACGAUGCCACAUUUACAUCAACCCCAAACAACAACAAGAACUAUUCCGGAUCAAUUGUAUACAUCGAGGCCCCAAAUUUUUUGGCGUUUACAUAUCAAACGGAAAAUCAGGAAGACAUCCCACGCACGCACGGACAAACAUGCGUGUCCGAUUCACAUUGUAUGUGCACGCAUGAACACGCACUCGCGCACGCAAGAUCUUACUUGCGCGCACACACCUGAACAUAUACAGGCUGUAUAUGUUUGCACAUUCACCUAUAGAUGUGCAAUCACUCGUAUACCGAUAUAUUUAUAAUCAAUUGGUGCCUUUGGUAUUCGGGCGUUCCUUAAAGCGCAAGACUGGGACAUUUAUGCAAACAAGUGCGCAUACAAGUGUACACAACGCUUCUGUAGAGCCGGGCUAUCUGGUCGUUUGUGUGAUGAUCGGGGGUCCCUGUAAACACGUGCCAAUCGGGUGCAGCAGCGCUGGUGGUCUCCGGGGCAAGACGCGACCCACAGCUGCAUUCUGCCUGGCCCAUGGUCAGCCACACACCCUGAAGCAAACCGCGAUUUGAAACUGGAGCUCGCAAACGAUAUUUGGGGGCGGCCACGGUGGCUAGGAGAUGUUAACUACCUCGCCGGGCAUUCAGGGGGGGGCGUGGGUUCGAUCCCGAUCCUGAUGAUGCCUAUUGUAUAUUUGC